This is a messenger RNA of Rhodamnia argentea, 3363 nucleotides long. RefSeq names its product hydroxyproline O-galactosyltransferase GALT3. Lineage: Eukaryota; Viridiplantae; Streptophyta; Magnoliopsida; Myrtales; Myrtaceae. Gene Ontology annotation, molecular function: galactosyltransferase activity; carbohydrate binding. Gene Ontology annotation, cellular component: Golgi membrane. The record is from RefSeq and is a predicted model, not a curated record.
AAGUUCCACCAACUUACCUUAGGACUUGCCGUAGCUUAUAAUUACACCCUUACUGUAGUGCCGGUUCCUUCUUCUACUUCGUUCUCGCUCCGACAGAGAUCUACGCUCCGCUGUUUCUACGGCUGGGGACCGCCGUCGUUUCGCUCUUGGCUCGCCGUCAGGGUACGAGGAGGAAGAAGCAGGACCAGUCGCAGCAGGCGAGGCUCCAGCUCUCUGUCUCAGAGCUCCAUUUGUGGUAACGCUUUCGAUUCGCCGUAACUUGGCUGAUUAGCUCAGUCUCGCAAUUGUGUCGUUGUUUUGAGCUGAGAACUAGUGGGUUCCGCCCGGUUUCUGUUUUUCCGAAGCUGACAAUGCAGUCAAAUGCUUUCUGUCUGUGGAAGGAGUCCGCUGCUGUUUGAGGCGGCGAUGGGCUUUCGAGCUCGAUCAUGGUUUUGUCUCGGUCGAUAGUCAUGACAGACCGAUUGGUGGGUAUUUCGGUUCAGUUGUUGUCUGGAUUGCUCUCUCUUCUGUUUUUGAGCGGGGAUAGUUCGUUGGUUUCCCUUGGAAAAGGAAUUAGCUGAUGUUGUGUUAGUGACUGAUGUGAAACCAGAGGGUUUGAAAGCCAAUAUGCGGAUAUUUCACACUGAAAGGCUUCAGUAUUUGAAGUGCAUCACUUCCACUGAGGCUAUCUUCUUCGCUGUUAAUGCCGGUGCGUGGCUGAUCGAGCGCGAUUGAACAAUUAGGGGUCCUUAGGCUGUCUUGUCAGCUGCCGAACUAAUCUAAUUUUUACUAUUUCCUCGUAAAUUCGGAAUUAUUUUACAUAUUGACGUUAUAUUGGCAUCAUCCUACCAUUGCUCUUGGACAGAACAAUGAGAGGUGAGAUGGAAGGAGUCAACCCCACUUGCACGUUGCAAUCUUUCCUGUGGUUGAUUUGUUUACACGAAUGAACAGAAGGAUUGAGUAGUGGGAGUGUGAACCAGACUUCAUGUUUUGCUUAUGCUUUGCUGAGAAAUGAAGAAAUGGUCAGGGGGCAUGUUGAUUGUAGCUCUUGCUACCAUCUUGGUGAUUCGUUACAGUGUGGUAGGGAACAAGGUGACCAAGAAGCAGAAGCAGUCUGCAUAUAAUUUCUUCAGAAACCAUCCUAGCGAUGAAUCUCAAAUGAAAGACGAUGGUUCUUCGCUGUCCUUUCAGAGAAAGGCAACGGUGCUUAAAAUCAAACCAUCAGAGGAGCCCACUCUUGUCAAUUAUAAAGGACUAGAUGACCUAUAUGGCUUGAGAAAUAUUUCAGUUGAAAAGCACAAAUAUCUUCUUGUGUGGGCUCAGAUGCGGAGACUGCUUUCCAGGUCGGAUGCACUACCAGAAACGGCUAAAGGAAUACAUGAGGCCUCUGUCGCUUGGAAGAAUUUCUCUGCUAUUCUGUACAACAAAGAAGUCUCCCAGGCUAGUAUUAUCAAUAUCAGUGAAGAUAGGAAUUGCCCACUGUUUGUGAGUAGAUUUAGGGAGAUGAAUUCAAGCAAUGGAACUUUCCUUGAGCUGCCGUGUGGGCUCAUUGAGGAUUCCUCAGUUACACUGGUUGCUAUUCCUCACGGUGGCCAGGGAAGCUUUCAUAUUGACCUGAUAGGAUCACAAAUUUCUCAAGAGGCUGAUGUGCCUAUCGUCUUGCGUUAUAAUGUGAGUUUGCCUGGAGAGAAUAUGACAGAAGAACCAUUUGUCAUGCAAAAUACCUGGACUGAUGAAUUUGGAUGGGGUAAAGAGGAGAGAUGUCCUGCUCAUGGAUCUGUUAACAGCUUGAAAGGUCUUAUGCUGGAUGGACUUGCUCUUUGCAAUGAACAAUUGGUGAGAGGCACUGUGGCAGAAAAUUUGAAUGCAAGAGGCAGUGAGAGUUCGACCAAUGUAUCUAGAAGUGUCCAUGCAAGUGCCAAUUUUCCAUUUGCAGAAGGGAGUUUAUUCACUGCCACGUUAUGGGUUGGUCUGGAGGGUUUCCAUAUGACAGUUAAUGGAAGGCAUGAAACAUCAUUUGCUUACAGGGAGAAACUUGAACCAUGGUUGGUUAAUCGAGUCAAAGUGGCUGGUGAUUUGGAUGUGUUAUCGACUAUAGCUGAAGGUUUGCCUGUAUCUGAGGAUCAUGAUUUGGUUGUUGAUGCUGAGCAUCUCAAAGCUCCAUUAAUUACCAAAAAAAGACUUGUGAUGUUGAUUGGAGUUUUCUCAACUGGGAAUAAUUUUGAGAGACGAAUGGCUAUAAGGAGGUCUUGGAUGCAGUAUGAAGCCAUACGCUCUGGGGAUGUAGCUGUUCGAUUUUUCAUUGGUCUUCACCAAAAUAUGCAAGUAAAUGUUGAACUGUGGAAAGAAGCUCAAGCAUACGAGGACAUCCAGUUCAUGCCUUUUGUGGAUUAUUACAGCCUUAUCAGUUACAAGACAGUUGCAAUCUGCAUUAUGGGGACGAAAAUCAUCCCUGCCAAGUAUAUCAUGAAAACAGAUGAUGACGCUUUCGUGAGGAUUGAUGAAACACUGUCCAGUCUCAGGGGAAAACCAUCUAAUGGUCUUCUAUAUGGUCUCAUAUCUUCCAACUCAUCUCCCCAUAGAGAACAGGACAGCAAAUGGUAUAUCAGUGAGAAGGAGUGGCCACAUAAUAAGUAUCCUCCAUGGGCUCACGGUCCAGGUUAUAUAAUCUCUCAAGACAUUGCAAAGUUUAUCGUUCAGGGCCACCAAGAAGGAGAUCUGAAGUGGUUUAAGCUAGAAGAUGUUGCGAUGGGCAUAUGGGUAGAGCAGUUCAAGAACAGUGGCAAGGAAGUGCACUACAUAAGCGACGAACGGUUCUACAAUGCUGGAUGUGAAUCCAAUUACAUUCUCGCGCAUUAUCAAGGCCCGAGGAAGCUACUGUGCCUCUGGGAGACGCUGCAGAAAGAGCGCCAGCCCAACUGUUGUGAAUGAAGUUCAUCUCGUUUGCAACAGUCGCCUCAAUCCUGCACAAAAAAAAAAAAAAAAAACCCUGUAAGUCUCGGAUGAAUCGCUGUUUUUCUAGCGGCAACGGAGUAUUUCCACGAGCCCCGGCGCCACCGGUUUCACCACAAUUGCCAAAACAGAGUAAUGACACGAAAUUUCAUUAAGCCUUGUGGUUGGAUGGUCUGAAGAUCCCAUUAGUUGGUUCUUUCAUUCAUGUAGCGUAUCACCCCAGAGUUCUUCUUGUCAUCUACCCAGCUCAAAGCAUAGAAAGGGUGCUUUAUAUACCCACAUCCGAUUUUGUACUAAAGCAUCAUCAAGGUGUCCCAUCUUCCCAUGUGUUUUACCACUGCUCGCUUCCUUUCCCUUAAUUCAAAAGCUUCUUCUUCUUCAAGCAGUUGCUGAAAUCAAAUCUACUAAGAAGAGUUCCUUCAUGGGUCUGUC